This is a messenger RNA of Cordyceps fumosorosea ARSEF 2679, 948 nucleotides long. RefSeq names its product phosphate transport protein MIR1. The record is from RefSeq and is a predicted model, not a curated record. Gene Ontology annotation, cellular component: mitochondrial inner membrane. The transcript has 2 exons. The coding region runs from base 1 to 948 and encodes 315 amino acids. Gene Ontology annotation, biological process: mitochondrial phosphate ion transmembrane transport. Gene Ontology annotation, molecular function: phosphate transmembrane transporter activity. Lineage: Eukaryota; Fungi; Ascomycota; Sordariomycetes; Hypocreales; Cordycipitaceae.
AUGGCCGCCAAGCUGGACAAGACGCCCGACUUUACCCUCCCCGAUUACGUCAAGUUCUUCAGCGCCGGUGCCCUGGCCGCGACACUCACCCAUGGCGCCGCCACCCCCAUCGACGUCGUCAAGACGCGCAUCCAAGUCGACGACGCCCUCAAGGGCUACAACAUGAUCCGCGCUGGCCGCACCAUCGUCGCCAAGGAGGGCGCGUCCGCGCUCCUCACUGGCUUCGGCCCCACCGCCGUCGGCUACCUCGUCCAGGGCGGCGGCAAGUUCGCCGGCUACGAGUUCUUCAAGAAGUCCUUCAUCGACCUCGCCGGCGGUCCCGACGCUGCCGUGCCCCGCCGCACCGCCAUCUACCUCGGCGCCUCCGCCUCCGCCGAGUUCUUCGCCGACAUCCUCCUCUGCCCGCUCGAGGCCACCCGCAUCCGCCUCGUCUCCCAGCGCGGCUACGCCUCCGGCCUCACCUCCGGCUUCGCCCGCAUGGCCCGCGAGGAGGGUUUCCGCGGCUUCUACUCCGGCUUCGUGCCCCUCCUCUUCAAGCAGGUGCCCUACGCGGUCGGCCAGUUCACGGUCCACGAGGCGGUCAACGAGGUCAUCUACCGGGCUAUAGGUUCCGAGCGCAAGGCGAAGCUCACGCAGCUGCAGAACACGGGCAUCGAGCUGACGUCGGGCAUCGCGGCGGGCGUGGCGGCGGCGGUGCUCUCGCACCCGGCGGACACCCUGCUCUCGGCGAUCAACAAGGGCGCGGGCGAUCCGAAGCAGGGUGCGACGAGCCGCAUGUUCCAGCUAGCGCGCGAGUUUGGCCCUGUGCGGCUGCUGACCAGCGGCCUGGCGCCCCGUGUCGUCAUGACCUGCGGCCUGGUCUCGGGCCAGUUCGUCAUUUACGCCCAGUGCAAGGCGCUCACCGGCGCGCCGCCCGGCAUCGAGAUCCACAAGGAAGCGUCUCUAUAA